Aureobasidium uvarum is the source of this 1260-nucleotide messenger RNA. The record is from the annotation of a GenBank genome assembly. Lineage: Eukaryota; Fungi; Ascomycota; Dothideomycetes; Dothideales; Saccotheciaceae.
AUGGACGCGAAGAACCCCAACAAGGAGUACAGAUCGACUCCCGAGUACGCAGAGUACCAGCGAGACAACUUUUGGGCCGACAAUGAAGGAAAAAUNCCCGACAAGCUCGAGGAAAGAGCAAAGGAGAAGCUUUCAGAAGGUGGCUGGUACUAUGCCUCUUCCAAUGCUGGCUACUCAACAACACACCUCGCCAACCGCCAGGCCUUUUACCGUCACCGUAUCAUUCCUCGCAUGCUAGUCGACACCAACAAGCGCGACACCACUUGGGAGAUUUGGGGUCAUAAAACCAGCGCACCCAUUGGAUUUUCUCCUAUCGGUAUCAACAAGAUCUACAACCCUCUUGGAGAACUUCCGGUCGCCAAAGUUGCCAAAGAACUUAAUUUGCCGUAUUGUUUGAGUACUGCUGGGUCGCAGCCGAUUGAGGAUGUUGGUGCUGCUAACGGAGAAGGUCCUCGUUUUUUCCAGUUGUACAUGCCACAUGAUGAUGAGUUGACCGUUUCGCUCUUGCAGAGAGCCAUUGAUUCGGGCUUCACCGCCUGUAUCUUGACUGUUGAGUAUGUGNNCACAUGGCAGCUUGGAUGGAGACACGACGAUGUUGCACACAGCAACUACGCUUUCUACCAUGGAAUUGGUGCUGAUUUGGGUCUGUCUGAUCCAGUCUUCCAGAAGAGGCUCGCAGAAGACGGUAUCGACCCUAAGAAGGAACCUAACAAAGCAGGUGCCAAAUGGAUCGACAAUGUCUGGCAUGGAAGAGCCCACAGCUGGGAGAAAAUGCCCUGGCUCAUCAAGACAUGGAAGGAGAUGAGUGGCGGCAAGCCUUUUGCUAUCAAGGGCAUUCAAAGUGUCGCCGAUGCAAGAAAGUGUGUUGAGAUUGGCUGUGAUGGUAUUGUCGUCAGCAAUCAUGCUGGAAGACAGGUUGACGGUGCCGUGGCGAGUCUUGAUGCUUUGGAACAGAUUGUUGAUGCUGUUGGCGACAAGAUCUACAUCAUGUUCGACUCUGGAGUUCGUGGUGCCUCGGACGUCUUCAAAGCUCUUGCACUUGGAGCCAAGUUUGUAUUCGUCGGUAGACUCUGGGUCUGGGGCCUGAGCAUCAUGGGAGAACAUGGCGUCAGACACGUCAUGAAGUCGCUUUUGGCCGACUUUGAUAUCCUCCUGAAUGUUGCUGGCUUCCAGAAUGUCGAGCAGAUUGUGGGCAAUCGCGAAGCACUCGAGUCCUUGCCCAAGGUAUACACUCUCAUUCAGGAGAGAGCAAAGCUCUGA